AUGCGCGGCGGAGCUCAAUGGCCGGGCCGCGGGGCCUGGCGGAAGCUCGCUUUCCAACAUGGCGGGCGAGGCGGCCGGGCCGUUCAGGGGCGUGCUGGUGCCGCUCCUUUUACCUGAGAAGUGCUACGACCAGCUGUUCCUUCAGUGGGACUUGCUCCACGUUCCGUGCCUCAAGAUUCUCCUCAGCAAAUGCCUUGGCCUGGGCAUUGUGGCUGGGUCACUUCUGGUAAAGCUGCCCCAGAUACUGAAAAUCUUGGGAGCCAAGAGUGCAGAAGGCCUGAGUCUGCAGUCGGUGAUGCUGGAGCUGGUGGCUUUGACCGGAACUGUGGUGUACAGCAUCUCCAACAACUUCCCUUUCAGCUCUUGGGGUGAAGCGCUGUUCCUGACACUCCAGACAAUUACCAUCUGCUUCCUGAUCAUGCACUACAGAGGAGAGACCGUGAAAGGAGUCGCGUUCCUUGCCUGCUAUGCGAUGGUGCUGCUGGCGCUGCUCUCCCCACUCACGCCUCUGGCAGUGGUCACCCUGCUCCAGGCCUCCAACGUACCUGCUGUGGUGGUGGGGAAGCUGCUCCAGGCAGCCACCAACUACCACAAUGGUCACACAGGCCAGCUCUCUGCCAUCACGGUGUUUAUGCUAUUUGGGGGCUCCUUGGCCCGAAUCUUCACUUCCGUUCAGGAAACUGGAGACCCCCUCAUGGCUGGCGUCUUUGUGGUCUCCUCCCUCUGCAAUGGCCUCAUUGCAGCACAGGUCCUUUUCUACUGGAAUGCAAAGCCUCCAAACAAACAGAAAAAGCAGUAGAGCUGAGCCAGCUGCUGGAAUCAUUCCACUUCCUCUCCUCCGCUCAACUUCAGGAUCGGCCCGAUGUGCCUGUGCAGCUCAGUCACCCUGCAUUCCUUUGUAACUGCAGCCUCCUGAGCCAGGGUUUGUAGGAAGCCCUGCCCCCAUUACUUCACCAGGUGCUGAGAGCCCCCUUUGCAAGCAGCUGCCCUUACUGCGACAGGUGGGUGCCCGGCCUGGUCUGCUCACCUUCCUUCCGGACCAAAGACAGCCUGCAUGGAGGUGGUUGGAAGCCCUGGAUGCUCCCUCUGCUGCCUGGGGGGCACAACCUGUUGGACCCCAGUUCUGGAGGGGAAAGGGGAAGGAUGACUCAGAUAAGGGCCUCAGGCUAGGGUAGGGAGGCUCCUGCUGUGGCAGGUCCAGGCGGAAGGGUGUGGAAAAGGCACUGGUUGCUGCUGUGGUGAGGCUACAGGUGGGGCAAUAAAGACUCAGAGGCGGGCUUUCAUUGUACAAAA
This is a messenger RNA of Meriones unguiculatus (Mongolian gerbil), 1293 nucleotides long. RefSeq names its product mannose-P-dolichol utilization defect 1 (gene Mpdu1). The coding region runs from base 59 to 799 and encodes 246 amino acids. The transcript has 7 exons. Gene Ontology annotation, biological process: oligosaccharide biosynthetic process. The record is from RefSeq and is a predicted model, not a curated record. NCBI's taxonomy places the organism in Eukaryota, Metazoa, Chordata, Mammalia, Rodentia, Muridae.